AUGGAUAAAAAUGGAGAAUAAAUCUUCACUUCAGAGUUUUGGAGAGAAAUAAAUGAACAAUAUUUCAUUGUCUAAUCUCCAGUUUAAAUAACAGAUAUCGAUAUUCUCAAAAGCAAAUCUCGAAAUGGCAGAUCAUCAAAAUUUGUGAGUCCAUUAAAUAAGGUAAUUAGGUAGAACAAUCGAACCAAGCUGUUCUAAACUAACUUAAACAAUUUGAAAACAAGAUUUUAGUUGCUCUUUAUGCAAAGACAAUCAAAAUAGGAACCGAUAGAAAAUUUAAUAGAUGAAAUGAUAGACGAAGUUUGUUUUGAUCAUCUGUCAACUGAAUUAAUGAAGGCAUAAGAGUUAAUAAAGAAUAUCACGCUUUGUUCGGAUGCAUAGCAAUUGCAGAUUUACAAUCAAGAAGCAGAUUUGUUAUCUAAUUUAAUGCAACAAAUUGAUUGGCCAGAUGAGUUAAGUAUUUCAAUAGAACAAUAUCAAUAAUAACUUGAUGAAAUUACUAGUUGCAACAGAAAUGCAUUGCAAAUUUUGGAACAGCACAUUCAUCAGAUAAACUUAACUUUAUUGUAUACUUACAAUAGCUCUUAAGUUGGGGAACAUAAAUUGAAAUUGACUCGAUCGAGACUGUCCAAUCAUUAAAACGAAUUAAGUUAGCUCAAACACCUAAUAAUCUCACAGUAAGACUAUUAAGUGGCUGAGAGUAUUGCCAAAGCAACCUUCAAUGAUUAAAACAAUACAGUCCAUGUUAUUUUCGAUAAGUAUUUGAGUAAAACUCCCAUCACUAUGAGUGUGGAGGAUUUUGGCAAUCUCCAGAGAUUUCGAGAACAAAAGUUUGAUUUAGUUACCUAACCAUGCAAUUUGAGAUCUGAUGUAAUUCUGUAUGUAGGAUAGUAGGAUGUGUUCGAAAUGUAGAUGUGCCAUUAUUGUAAGGAGAUGGUGGAAAUCAAAAAUCUGAAAUAGUGUCAAUAUAACCAUUUUUAAAUGGGUUUGCAUGAAUACAACGAAGAUUUAUUGAUCUGUCAAAGGUACUAAAUAAAUGCCAAGUAAGCAAGAUAAUUUCUCAUUGAUUUUUAUGCUGAGAAUUAUGUCAUAGAAAACAAAUAAAUAAUGUGUUAGAGGUACUUCUGUUUAAAGUGUCUAAAGUACGAUUUUGAUUCUUAUGAGACCACGUCUUAUUUGUGGAUUUGUCCUUUGUGCAAAGGAUUCUGCACUUGCGAAAGAUGCGAAAGAAAUGACAUGAUCUAUAAGAUGAAAAGACAAUUCUUAGAACUUAACGGCGAUCUGGAAGAUAUUUACAGGACAUCCUAAUUUGAGAGUUUGGUCAAGGAGAAAAGGAGGCAGUUGUUGGACAUUCCUUUAGAGUUCCUGAACAACACAAAAAAUGAUGAAGAAACAAUUUAUUAGAAGACGAAUAGGAGAUAAAAUUAGAGUAAUUAAAUUAGGAAGAAGAUUAAUAAAGAUGACUCACAUUUAAUUAAGAAAAGCCAAAAAUUAUAUCAAUAAGAGAGUUCAUCGUCUUCGAUCAAGAUGAAAAGAUCAAAAGAGACAACAACUCAGAAUACAAUUUCUAGUUUGGAUUCAAUUAAUUCACAAAUGUUUAUUUGA
Messenger RNA from Paramecium tetraurelia, 1605 nucleotides. RefSeq lists its product as uncharacterized. NCBI's taxonomy places the organism in Eukaryota, Ciliophora, Oligohymenophorea, Peniculida, Parameciidae. The record is from RefSeq and is a predicted model, not a curated record. The transcript has 6 exons.